Molecule: messenger RNA, 1520 nt
Organism: Mesorhabditis spiculigera
Lineage: Eukaryota; Metazoa; Nematoda; Chromadorea; Rhabditida; Rhabditidae
Source: the annotation of a GenBank genome assembly
AUGUACAAUGGAUUGCCGUAUGAUGGACGCCAGAUAGAUGCAUGGAGCCUCGGCGCCUCAAUUUAUACAACGCUGAACGGAGAUGUGCUCUUCGAGGCACCGGACAGCAAUGACAGUCUGUUCCGGAUUUUCAUGGAAGAAGGAACUUUUCCGCCAAAUGAAGACGAGGACAUUGACGGCAUGGACCAAGAGACUAAAAACGUGAUUAUAAGUCUAAUGUCACCGGUGGAGACUCGAUGGUCGUUGGAAAUUUUGUUACGUUCUGAGUGGAUGACUGCUGCACUAAUGAAUCCUGGAGGCGCACCCAAUGUCAUACCGGUGCCGGGUGUACCCCAACCCCCUCUCCCACCUCCGCCUCCGCCACCUCCGCCUCCACCACCUCCGCCUCCGCCACCUCCGCCUCCGCCACCUCCGCCUACACCACCUACGACACCACUGCCUUCUGAUCACGAUGAAAAGCCGAAACGAAAGCGAAAACUCAAAGAUUCAGACAGCAGUUCCCGAAAACGUGCCAGAGAAGAAGCUUCAGAGAUUGAAGUGGAAAGGCAUGUUAUCUACGGAGGUGCUGCUAAUGACGUUGACGUUGAGGAAGAUGAGAUUCUCAACGAUAAUGCGGGACUCAACUCAAUGUUUGACGCGCCUGACAACUUCCUGCCGGUCCUCCAGGAAGCCAUGGAUCGUCUGUUUGACACUGUCGGCAACACCAGCGACGAACGAACGUAUUCGACAAUCCUAAAGUGCCAGACACUUGACGAAGAAGGGCGCAAUGAAGACCGAUGGGUUGCCUAUCUUCCACCACGACUCAGGCCCCAGAUCACAGCGGUAGCGCUUGCAGAUGUCCUUCAGAGCAAGGUACACAGCUCACACAGGAUCAAGAACAUGACACGAUUCACGCUCCAGCUGGACGGCUAUGAAGUGCGAAAAGGAGGAGCAGGAAUCAUGGAUUGGACUGGAAAACUUGCCGUUUUCUACCCAGCAGACCUUCAGAAUGCGUGCUUCCCCAUGAGCGUCUACCUUCUCGUGGAAUUGGCCAAGAUCAUGGACUUCAGUGCCACACUAAUCAGAGGGAAGAAAAGGAAUCAAGGGGAGCCGGACAGAUGGUAUCCCCUGCCUGAAGCCGCCCAAGUCCUCAAGGAGGUCAACCGACGGAAGCUUGGGAGGAUCUACAUGUUCGACAAGGCGGGCAAAAAGCUUGGAUGUACGCCUGCCUACAACAAUGUUGAUGGCCGUGUCCUGACGAUGGUGUACGAAGAACAGAAUGAGCACUUCAGCCGGUCACUAAGGCACCUUCGGCCGUUACGUGGAUUCGUCAAUCUCCUACGACAUCGACGAGGUCUUUGCGUACAAAAAGCAGUGCGAUGGAUGUGGAGUCUACUACAACGAGAACUACCACAAAAAAACCAGACGUGCUACGACAACCACUUCAGGAAUCGUGUGUGUGGAAAGCGCUUCUUCUGCUUGAAGUGUGACUACUACUACGAUGCCACGAGAGAUGGCAUGAAGGCACAUGUGUGUGGACA